AAUAAAAGGAAACAUGGCUGCUCAAAUAAUACAGACAUUGCUGCUGAGAAAGACAGAAAACAAGAUAAAAACAACAAAGUUGGCAGCUCAAAUGGUACAGGCAUUGCCCCUGAGGAAGACAGAAAGAAAUCUAAAAACAGUGAAGUUGGCUGCUCAAGUGGUACAGAAAUUACUGCUGAGGAAGACAAAAAAACUUAUGAGCAACAAGGUGGCUUCUUCCCAAACGAUGAACCUCAGGUGGAUUUCUCAUCUGGCAGCAAUACCAAAGUGGGGUCAGGAAAGGUUAGGAGGCAGGCUUCUCCUCAUCAUGCUCAUCUUAGUCCUGUUCCACCCCAAACACACCCACUUGCUAGCCAGGGUCUGCCACCAGAGAGUGAAGAGAGAAAAGGGGUGCAGAGUAAAAGGAACCUUCAUAAAAGUGUCAGGUUUCAAAUUGAUGAACAGCCUGAGGUAUUACAUCCUGUAGUAGAUGAUGAAGAAGCCGUGGACUCCUUGUCUGUGUUGUCCCCAACUGUUUACAGGGAAACAGUUUUCAUUGAGAAAGAUGAAGUUGCAACAAAAGAGAAGUGCAUUCCCAAGAGAGAUGAAAAUUCAUCCUCAUUAGUGGAAGCCAGCUUCUCUCAGAGUUGGCCAGUUAUGUUGAAAUGAAGCUUGGUCAAGAUGAAUUAUUGUCUUCGGAAAAAGCCUGCUCUAAAGUAAAACUUGAAAUACAGAGAGCCAAUUGUCAUCAGACCACAUAGAAGAGUUUGAAAGCUUAAACCAAGGCUGGCUUAUAUUGGAUAGCUCUAUUCCAAAGUGAUGAAAA
Molecule: messenger RNA, 805 nt
Organism: Pocillopora damicornis (cauliflower coral)
Lineage: Eukaryota; Metazoa; Cnidaria; Anthozoa; Scleractinia; Pocilloporidae
Source: RefSeq, a predicted model, not a curated record